GUAAUGUGUUCCUUGAAGAAUGUUGGGUCCAGGUGUGGCCUUUGUAGCAUCCUAGGUACGUAGGAGCAGAAACUUUUUGAGGGCUCUCCAUAAAACUGAACUGCUGUGUGAUGGCGUCUAAAGCUGCUUUGGAUCUUCUAGUUAUUGGUGGCGGGUCUGGAGGGCUGGGCUGUGCACGAAGAGCCAGCCAACUGGGAGCUAAGGUGGCUAUUGUGGAGCAUGGUCGGCUUGGAGGAACUUGUGUGAACGUUGGCUGUGUUCCAAAAAAGGUGAUGUGGUACACUGCCCAGCACAGUGAGUUUCUUCAUGACCACGCUGACUACGGAUUCACUGUCUCAGACUGGAAAUUCAAUUGGCCCACGAUCAAGAAGUCACGUGAUGAAUACGUCAAACGUCUGAACGGGAUCUAUUUCAACAACCUGGAGAAGGACAAUGUGGAGUACAUUUCCGGGCACGCUCAGUUUACAGGUCCCUCUGAGGUGAAGGUGGGGGAUCGUACUCUCACGGCCAAACACAUCCUGAUAGCCACCGGGACCAAGCCCAUGAUACCACCUAACACACCAGGUUCAGAGCUUGGGAUCACCAGUGACGGGUUCUUUGAGCUAGAGGAUCUACCAAAGAAAACGGUGGUGGUUGGCAGUGGGUACAUUGCAGUGGAGCUGGCUGGCAUCCUCAGUACCCUCGGCUCUGACGUUACCCUCGUGAUUCGAUAUAACAAAGUCAUUCGUAGCUUUGAUGCCAUGCUCUCUGACUCUCUCAUGGAGGAGCUCAAGAACAGUGGAGUGAAAAUUGCACACUUCUCCCAGGUUGGUAGUGUGAGCAAGACUGGUGAGGAGUUGACAGUUUCUCUGGUGCCCCACACUGACGCAGGGAAGGCUCAGGACAUCACCAACGUGAGCACUCUCCUCUGGGCCGUGGGCAGGAAUGCCAACAUGGUGGACCUGGGCUUUGACAAGACGGGGGCAACAUUGGACAGACGAGGUUUCAUUCAAGUGGAUGACUUCCAGAACACCACUGUCAAGAACCUCUACGCCUUGGGGGACAUUGCCGGGAACAAGUUGCUCACACCAGUUGCCAUAGCAGCAGGCCGAAAGCUGGCUCAUAGGCUCUUUGAGAACAAACCUAACUCCAAGCUUGACUACAGCAACAUCCCCACUGUCGUCUUCUCUCACCCCACCAUUGGCACUGUGGGCCUGUCCGAAGCUGAGGCGGAGAAGAUGUACGGGAAGGACAAGCUCAAGAUCUACAAGUCGUCAUUCACCUCAAUGUAUCAUGCUGUCACUACCAGGAAGACCAAAACUGCCAUGAAACUCAUCACUCUACUCCCAGAAGAGAAGGUGAUUGGUCUCCAUGUGAUUGGCCUAGGGUGUGAUGAGAUGUUGCAAGGUUUUGGAGUGGCCAUAAAGAUGGGAGCCACCAAGGCCGACUUUGACAGCUGUGUGGCCAUCCACCCCACCUCCUCUGAGGAGUUUGUUACCUUGCGUUGAGGAACUCAUGGAAAAACUGAUUUAGUUCAGGGCAUCAUAGACUGUGUAAAUUCUAUAUAGCUUUUUAAUAUUUUGUACCUUACCGAUCGAUAGGUUAUAUCGAGAUAUACGUUAUCACCAUAUGUAUAUAUAUAGUGAGUAGUAUCAAUCAUGACAAUGAAGUGUUAAUUGAAAAGUGA
Halichondria panicea is the source of this 1666-nucleotide messenger RNA. Its product is annotated as glutathione reductase, mitochondrial-like. NCBI's taxonomy places the organism in Eukaryota, Metazoa, Porifera, Demospongiae, Suberitida, Halichondriidae. Gene Ontology annotation, biological process: glutathione metabolic process; cellular response to oxidative stress; cell redox homeostasis. Bases 111 to 1487 code for a protein of 458 amino acids. The transcript has 10 exons. Gene Ontology annotation, cellular component: cytosol; mitochondrion. The record is from RefSeq and is a predicted model, not a curated record. Gene Ontology annotation, molecular function: flavin adenine dinucleotide binding; glutathione-disulfide reductase (NADPH) activity; NADP binding.